This is a messenger RNA of Ictalurus punctatus (channel catfish), 2038 nucleotides long. RefSeq names its product myosin regulatory light chain interacting protein b (gene mylipb). Gene Ontology annotation, cellular component: cytoskeleton. Gene Ontology annotation, biological process: ubiquitin-dependent protein catabolic process. The record is from RefSeq and is a predicted model, not a curated record. The coding region runs from base 49 to 1344 and encodes 431 amino acids. Lineage: Eukaryota; Metazoa; Chordata; Actinopteri; Siluriformes; Ictaluridae. The transcript is spliced from 7 exons. Gene Ontology annotation, molecular function: ubiquitin-protein transferase activity.
CAGACUGUGCAGAAGGCUGCUGCAGGGGAAGUGUAGAGGAGUCUCGACAUGUAUUGUCACGUAACUCGACCUGAUUCAGUCGUUAUGGAGGUGGAGGUUGAUCCCAAAGCAAAUGGAGAGGACUGUCUCAAUAAGGUGUGUGAGAGACUGGGGAUCAUCGAGGUGGACUAUUUUGGACUGCAGUUCACUGGGAGUAAAGGAGAGAGCCUUUGGUUAAAUCUAAGAAACCGAAUCUGUCAGCAAGUGGACAACGUGUCCCCGUGCAGACUGAAGCUGCGUGUGAAGUUCUUUGUAGAGCCCCACCUCAUCCUGCAAGAGCAAACAAGGCAUUUGUUCCUGAUGCAUGUGAAGGAGGACCUCGUGCGAGGAAGCCUGAGCUUGGACUCGGAGCAGGUGGUAGAACUUUGUGCCCUUUUGUCCCAGGCAGAAUUCGGCGAUUACAAUCAGAACACAGCCAAGUAUUUCUAUACGCAGAUCUGUGGACAGGAAUCGGACCCGAGCACCAUGAACAGCAUCGUUGCAAGGCACAAAGAGCUCCGUGGUAGGAAUCGGGCUUCAGCCGAGUACCAAGCCCUGCAGUUAGUGUCCUCUCUGGAGAACUAUGGCGUGGAGUGGCACUGGGCACUGGAUGCUGACGGGCAUAAAGUGGGCAUUGGGGUUGGACCUGAGGGGCUGUUCAUCUGCAAACAGGAUUUCACACCUGUUCACAGAUUUAUCUAUCCGGCCAUUCAGAUGGCCACACAGUCUGGGAAGCAUGUGUAUGUGACCAUCACCAAGGAGAGUGGGGAAAACACUAUACUCCUGUUUAAAUUUAUCAGCACUAAUGCUGCUAGUGGACUUUACCGCGCCGUUACUGAGAUCCACGCCUUCUACAGGUGCGACACAGUGACCAGCACCGUGAUGAUGCAGUACAGUCGGGAUUUUAAGGCGCACCUGGCCUCCCUCUUCCUCAGUGAAAGUGUUGAUGUGGGAAAGAAGUAUAUCUUCGAUGUCCAGCGCACAUCCAAGGAGGCGUAUGACCGAGCUCGACGCACCCUGUUCAAGUCCUCCGGUGUUUCUCCAGCGAGGCGGAUGUCUACAGACGAAGACGAAGGCUCUUGUGAGGGCUGCAGGGAGACGUGUGUGCUACGGGACAAGCUCCAGAGACUACAGGAGGCUCUGACUUGUGCGCUGUGCUGUGACCGGGAGAUCAGUACAGCCUUCUGUCCUUGUGGUCACAUGGUCUGCUGUAAACUCUGCGCUGCCCAGCUUCAGCGCUGUCCAGUGUGUCGUUCGGAGGUUGAUGGUGUUCAGCACGUCUACUUGCCCACUUGUGCCAGUCUGCUGAACCAUGUGGACAUGUGAGGAGUGGACACUGAGACGUGCCUGAAGGUUUGAGAAGCAAUCACAAGACCAGUACAUUCAUUGAUCAGGCGUUCUUCAACUCAGCCAGUGCAGACUGUUUAGCCUGUAGCACAGGCUAGUGAUCUGUGAAGGUGUCCACGUUGUCCUCGUGGAACCUGCUGCUCAGAUCUGUUUGAUGAGAAAUUGGACACCAUGACACUCACAUUUCUUGAUGUUACAUACAAUGCAAUAUUAUUAUUAUUAUUAUUAUUAUUAUUAUUUUCAUCAAAGCGAGAACAUAUUUGUAUUUAUUUGUUUCCUCUUAAAGUCUUCAUUAAUGAAAUAUGAGUCAGUGCAGCAGGUUAAUAUGCAUUUGUAUUACUUGUUUUUUUUAAAAAAAAAACAAAAACACUGAGGUAAACACUCCACGGUUAGCAUUCUUCAUGCAUUUUUAAAUAGUCUUAAAUUUUUAUUUUUUUUUAAAUAUAAAACCAUAUAUAAAAAGCUCAUGUAUUUUUAAUGCCUUAGAAUCUUUCCUUUUUUAUUUAUUUUUUUAUUUUUUUAAACAGUGUUCAGAGAGGAGGUUCUUGUAUAUGCUGCAAUCAUAAAGGAUUUGCUGCAAAACUAAGAAGCGAGUGCGACAGUCAAAGUCUCCAUCUGUGAGAUGCUCAAUAAAACCUACGGCUCAUUUCCUUAUAAAACUGCACUAAUUCCA